Molecule: messenger RNA, 1005 nt
Organism: Glarea lozoyensis ATCC 20868
Lineage: Eukaryota; Fungi; Ascomycota; Leotiomycetes; Helotiales; Helotiaceae
Product: Ribokinase-like protein
Exons: 2
Coding region: 1-1005 (334 amino acids)
Biological process (GO): purine ribonucleoside salvage
Cellular component (GO): nucleus; cytosol
Molecular function (GO): adenosine kinase activity
Source: RefSeq, a predicted model, not a curated record
AUGGCCGCAAACAAAGAAUUCGCUCUCCUCUGCUUGGAGAAUCCUCUUCUUGACAUUCAAGCUCAAGGAGACGAAAAUCUGCUCAAGAAGUAUGGUCUUAAGAGCAACGACGCCAUCCUCGCCUCCCCAGAACACAUCCCAAUCUAUGAAGAUCUCCUGAACAACUAUUCUGCAAUCCUUAUUGCUGGAGGCGGUGCCCAGAACACGGCUCGUGGAGCACAAUACAUGCUUCCACCAAACUCGGUUGUUUAUCUCGGUGGUGUUGGUGACGACAAAUACGCAGCCAUCCUCCAUGACGCCGUGAAAAAGGCCGGCUUACGUGUUGAAUACAGAGUUGACCCGAAGGAGCCCACAGGACGAUGUGGAGUUGUCAUCACUGGCCAUGACAGAAGUAUGGUCACUGAUCUCGCCGCAGCGAAUCACUAUGACUUGGACCAUCUGAAGAGCCCGGAGGUAUGGAAGCUGGUAGAGGGUGCAGAAGUUUACUUCGUUGGUGGCUAUCAUUUGACUGUCUGUCCACCAGCGGCCAUGGCCCUCGCUGAAGAGGCUGCAAAGAACAACAAGACUUUCGUGUUCUCUUUGAGCGCACCUUUCAUCCCUCAAUUCUUCAAGGAUCCAUUAGAUGCUACAGCACCUUAUUGGGACUAUGUCAUUGGCAAUGAAACUGAGGCCCUGAGCUAUGCCGAAAGCCACGGACUGGGCACUAAGGAUAUCAAGGAGAUUGCCAAAGCUUUGGCCGCGCUGCCAAAAGCAAAUGGUAAACGUGACAGAGUAGCUAUAAUUACACAGGGCACCGAGCCCACCAUUGUUGCUACUAAGGGGGAGAUCAGUGAGUACAAGGUUCACGCCAUCGACGCUAGCCAGAUCAACGACACCACAGGCGCCGGAGAUGCAUUCGCCGCUGGUUUCACCGCUGGUCUUGUUGCUGGAAAAUCCCUAGCACAAUGUGUUGAUCAAGGUCAAUGGUUGGCUAAGCUUAGCAUUCAGGAAUUGGGUCCUUCGUAA